Pochonia chlamydosporia 170 is the source of this 11580-nucleotide messenger RNA. RefSeq names its product phosphatidylinositol 3- and 4-kinase. Lineage: Eukaryota; Fungi; Ascomycota; Sordariomycetes; Hypocreales; Clavicipitaceae. Gene Ontology annotation, cellular component: SAGA complex; nucleus; NuA4 histone acetyltransferase complex. Gene Ontology annotation, biological process: DNA repair; regulation of DNA-templated transcription. The record is from RefSeq and is a predicted model, not a curated record. The coding region runs from base 1 to 11580 and encodes 3859 amino acids. The transcript has 5 exons. Gene Ontology annotation, molecular function: protein binding; transcription coregulator activity.
AUGUCGGGAACCACUAUUGACGAUGUCGUAAAGCGACUCAGCACAGCUGAUAUAGAUGCUAGACUCAAACUCGAGGCGGCGACCACCUUGCGCGACAGCCUUGAACACUACACCAGUGGACCGAUAUACACACCGUUUCUCAAGAGGUUGAUGCCAAUCUUCAUCAACAUCCUCCGCGGACCAUGCAUCUUCCAAAGCAACUCACCGGAGCAGAAACUGCGCCAUUGCAUUUUAGAAGUCCUCCAUCGGCUGCCCACGACGAAUUCCCCAGUGGAACCCUUUGAACCGUACGCGGAAGAAAUAGUCGACUUAUUAAUGCAGCUCGUUCGCACCGACAAUGAAGAAAUUGCUACACUCUGCGUAAAGGUGACAUCGGACGUUAUGCGCCACCAGUUUAAGGUUCUUCAAGGAAAGGUACAGCCGUUCCUGUCAUUAAUCCAGGAGCUGUUUGAGCAGAUGGAAAAAGUCGUCAGGGAACAACUCGACAGUGUCGCUCCAUCCGCCGCGUCACAACCUGGCGCGCCGUCAACGCCAGGCGGCUCGCAGACAAAUUUUCAGUCUCCUCGACCUGGUUCGCCAGUGGCGUCGGUAUCAGACCUGGGGGCCGACCCCCAGCAGCAAAAUCGACCACUGCUCAAGGGGAUGCAGUCGUUUAAGGUGUUAUCCGAGUGCCCCAUAAUCGUCGUUUCGAUAUUUCAGGUGUAUCGCGCCGCCGUUCCGCAAAAUGUCAAGGCAUUUGUGCCAUUAAUCAAGCGAGUCCUGCUCAUUGAGGCGAGCGCCCAAAAGCAGGCGCACGCAGAGGCUGCUGCCAGGGGUCAGAUUCACACGGGUGUUAGUCACGGAAUAAAAGCAGAGCAGCGGGCUGCCUAUGGCGACUUUAUCACGGCCCAGGUCAAGACGAUGAGUUUUCUGGCCUACCUACUUCGCCAGUACUCACAGCAGCUAAACGACUUUUUGCCCACCUUGCCGGAAGUCGUGGAGCUAUUGAUAGCCAUUCGACACAUCAUCAACUAUAACUUUCGAAAGAUCUUCUUGCCAAAGAUUGACGAGCUGCUUGAUGAACGAACACUCACCGGUGAUGGCCUGACAGUCUACGAGACCAUGCGGCCGUUGGCCUAUAGCAUGCUUGCUGAUCUCAUUCACCAUGUCCGGGACUCGCUGAGCCCAGAGCAGAUUCGCAAAACUGUCGAAGUCUACACCCGAAACCUGCAGGACAACUUCCCUGGAACCAGCUUUCAAACCAUGAGCGCCAAGCUGUUGCUCAACAUGGCCGAAUGUAUUGCAAAGUUGCCAAACAAGGUGGAUGCAAGACACUACCUCAUGAUGAUACUAAAUGCCAUUGGCGACAAGUUUGCCUCCAUGAACCGGCAGUAUCCCAAUGCUGUUAAACUGUCAAAGCAGUACCAGGCCGAGGCGGGCACCCAGGAGACAUAUCUUGCCGACAAGGAAUCCCGACCGGAUUGGGACGAGACCGACAUCUUUUCUGCGGUACCCAUUAAGAUAUCCAACCCGAGAGAUCGAGGCGCUGACCCCGUGGUGGACAACAAGUUUCUAUUCCGGAACCUGAUGAAUGGGCUCAAGAAUACAUUUUACCAGCUGCGAACCUGUAAUAUCGGCAAGCCCAUUGAUCCCCAGAAUGCGCCCUCGCACUGGACCGACGUCUCCUAUGGUUUUACGGCGGAAGAAGUCAAGGUCAUUAUCAAGUUAUUCAGAGAAGGCGCAUACGUCUUUAGGUACUACGAGAUUGAGAAACCGGCAGCCGAGUCGCAGUACGUGUCCCCCGUCGAGUACAUGGCAAACUUUUACAUGGUGUCGAGCACCAAGGAGGAAAAGGACCUGUUGGAAACCUUUGCCACCGUCUUUCACUGCAUUGAUCCCGCCACAUUCCACGAAGUAUUUCAGCAAGAGAUUCCACGACUGUACGACAUGAUCUUUGAGCACACCGGCCUGUUGCAUAUACCCCAGUUUUUCCUAGCAAGCGAGGCUACUUCACCUAGCUUUUGCGGCAUGCUUCUUCAGUUUCUCAUGGAACACAUCGACGAGGUGGGCUCGGCAGACGUCAAAAAAUCGUCCAUCUUGUUACGACUCUUCAAGUUGGCGUUCAUGGCCGUUACCCUCUUUGCUCAGCAGAAUGAGCAGGUCCUCCUGCCACACGUGGUCAAUAUUGUCACCAAGUCAAUCGAGCUGUCCACAAAGGCGGAAGAGCCAAUGAAUUACUUUCUUUUGCUGCGAUCCCUCUUCCGUAGUAUAGGCGGAGGCAAGUUUGAGCAACUGUACAAGCAGAUUUUGCCCCUGUUGGAAAUGUUGCUGGAUGUCCUCAACAAUUUGCUCAUGGCCGCACGAAAGCCGUCGGAGCGAGACUUGUACGUGGAGCUGUGCUUGACCGUCCCGGCUCGCCUGAGUCACUUGCUGCCGCAUUUGAGCUUCCUGAUGCGGCCCUUGGUCGUCGCCCUGCGCGCCGGCACCGAACUCGUCGGCCAGGGUCUCCGGACGCUCGAGCUCUGUGUCGACAACCUGACCGCCGACUACCUCGACCCCAUCAUGGCCCCCGUCAUCGACGAGCUCAUGACUGCCCUCUUCAACCACCUGCGCCCUCACCCCUACAGCCACUUCCACGCCCACACCACCAUGAGAAUUCUGGGCAAACUCGGAGGCAGAAACCGCAAGUUCAUGACGGGCGCCGUCCCGCUGGAGUACAGGGGAUAUGCCGACGACCCGUCAAGCUUUGACCUGCGUCUCAUUGGAUCGAAAAAGGACAGGGCGUUCCCGGCCGACCUUGGCAUCGACAGCGCCAUCCAGAAGCUGAUGGAGGUGCCAAAGAUGGGAAAGAAUAGCCAGAAUCUUCGCGCGUACGACGAAUACUACAAAAAGCAGGCACUUCACCUCAUCAUGUCACAGGUCAGACUUCGCGUCGGCCAUGACCAACUCCCAGACGACCUGCCCCGGAUUGUGCGCCUCCAGGCCCAGGACCUUUUGGCUCGAAAGCUGGACAUGAAUUUUGCGCCCUUCGAAGUGACGAACCGGGAAAAGUCCAUUCCCAAGAAGGACGAGCAGGACAAGAUCACCAAGCAGCUCAUCAAGGCGGUCAUGUUUGCCCACUCUCUUGCUGCUGCAUCCAAGGACGAAGCUGACGCAUUCCUCAUGGACUUGUGCCGCCACUUUGCGCUCAUUGAAGUCGGUCGGUCGUUGGUGGAUCUGAAGCGAAAUUUUAGCCCCUUUGAUCCCAAGGCUGGCGAAGGCCCGCUCUGCAUUGACACGCGCAUCAUGUCGGACGCAAUCGUCGAGUCGCUGGCGUCCGACCACCCAGACGUCCGGGACGCCGCCAAAAAGGCCAUUCGCGAGCUGUACCGGAGCACCGGCAUCAUCCUCGGAUCCGAGAGCGCCGUGGGACGCCUGCCAUUGUUUAGCCACCUCAGCAGCACGUUUUGCCACAGCUGCUACGAAGAAGAGUGGUUUACCAAAACGGGUGGCAGCCUCGGCAUCAAUUUCUUGCUUACGGAGCUCGACUUUGGCGACACUUGGGUGGCAUCAAAGCAGAUGGAGUUUAUUCGCGCCCUCAUGUACGUGAUCAAGGACAUGCCGCAAGACCUGCCGGAGAAGACCAGGUGCCUCGCCCAGACCAGCCUGGAGGUGCUUCUGAGGCGCAUCACCAAGAACAUCAAGAAGGAGGAUGCCCUGCCCGUCCAAACCCAGCCGGGCCAGCCUCCCGUCAAGCAGUCGAGGCUGGCGCAGAUUUGCAUGCAGUUUAGCAACGAGCUGUCUCACAUGAACAAGUUUGUCCGCGAAACGGCAAGGAACUCGCUUUCCCUUGUUGCAAAGGCGGCCGGGUGCGAAGUGUGGGAACUGCUCGAGCCGUACAAGGAGCGAUUCCUGCAGCCAAUCUACUCGAAACCGCUCAGGGCACUCCCCUUUAGCAUUCAGAUUGGAUACAUCAACGCCAUGACGUACCACAUGAGCCUCAAGAACGACUGGGUCAAGUUUGACGACAACCUGAAUCGCCUGCUGAUGGAAUCGCUCGCCCUAGCUGACGCAAACGACGAGUCUCUGGCGAACAAGCCCGCCGAGUACCGUACCCACGAUCACAUUGUAAACCUGCGCGUCUCGUGCAUCAAGCUGCUGAGCACGGCCAUGACCUUUGAAGAGUUUGCCAACAACCCCAUCAAGGGCAAGAUUCUGUCCGUCUUCUUCAAAUGCCUCUACUCGGAGUCGAAGCCAACCAUUGCCGCCGCGAAUGACGCCCUCAAGUCCGUCUUGACCGUUGACAGGCGUCUGCCCAAGGACCUGCUGCAGGGAGGGCUUCGGCCGGUGCUGCAGAGCCUGUCCGAUCCCAAGCGACUCAGCGUCCACGGCCUCGACAACCUGUCCCGGCUGCUCAAGCUGCUCACCAGCUACUUCAAGGUCGAGAUUGGAGCCCGCCUGCUGGACCAGAUCGAUUCCGUCGUGGAGCCCAGCGCGUGGCAGCAGAUUUCCUUCACCUUUUUUGAGCAGCACCAGCACAUGAAGGUCAUCACCGCCAUCCUCCACAUUUUCCACCUCUUGCCGGCCCCCGCGGAGGCGUUCAAGGAGCGCCUCAUUGACUGCUUUCUCGGGCUGGAGGAGAAGCUGCGGCGGACAAUCCAAAGCCCCUUCCGCCAGCCCAUGUAUUUGUACCUCAACAGGUACCCCAAGGAAAUCUGGACCUUUUUGCUCGGCAGGCUCGACGAGCUCAAGUACGGCAGGCUGCUCGCGCAAGUGCUUCGGCAUCCGGACAGUGGUCCGUUGAGAGACGCGGCCGUGGAAGGCCUCGGCGCGUUGAUGACCAAGUGCAAUGAGCUGGCGGGCCAGGGCAACGAGAAGAAAUUUAUUGGCAUCGUCAAUGCGGUCCACAUUCUGGACUCCAUCAGCCACUUCCCAAACACGACGGCUUGGCUGGACAAGAAGGAGAACACGACUUGGCUCAAGGCCAUGGGCAAGGAGCUGGAGGGCCACAUUCGCAGCUACACCCUGCCCGCCGCGCUCCGCCUGCCCGCCUACCAGGCCGCAGAGCAGCUCAUGAACGUCCUGGUCAAGUCCCUGGAGAGGAGCCCGAGGGACCUGGAUGCCCUGUUCAACCUCAUCGAGCUGGUCACAAGCAGCGAACUCAGGGCCACGCACAGCCUGUUUGCCUUUAUAUACGACAACAUCAUCACGAGCGAAUCGAUGGAGUUUUGGAAGUCUACCUUUUUGCGCUGCCUGGACGCGUACGCGGGCAAGUCGGCGUCCAACAAGACGAAGCACUUUUUGCUUCACUACGUCGCCAAUCCCAUUGUCGCCAUGGACGUGAUGCGGCACUGGAACCAGCCGGACCAGACAAAGGCGCAGAGGCUCAUGGACCGGCCCGUCAUGGAUGCCAUCAGCAGCAAGAUCUGGAAAGUCCAUCCGGACAUGUCACCAGACGAUCAGUCACAACCCGGCAUUGACCACACGCGGUUCGAGGUCCUGCAGCUUUCGGCGAUGCUCGUCAAGUACCACCACGCGGCGCUUCAGGAGGCCAGAAAGGACAUCAUCAAGUUUGGAUGGACGUUUAUCCGCCUCGAGGACGUCAUCAACAAGCACGCCGCCUACGUCGUCAUUGGUUACUUCAUUGCUCACUACGAGACGCCCCCCAAGAUUGUCAGCCAGGUGUACCUGUCGCUGCUCAAGACGAACCAGAACGAAGGCCGGGCUCUCGUAACGCAGGCGCUGGAGCUCAUCGCCCCCGUUUUGCCCAAACGGUGCGGAGGCGGGCCGAACGAACGCAACGCCGCCUGGGCCGUCGCACCACGCCGCAUCCUCGCAGACGAGGGCCAAAACGCCCAGCAGAUGACCAGCAUCUUUCACUUCCUGGUUAGACACCCAGACCUCUUCUACGACGCCCGAGACAAGUACGUCUUGCCGCUCAUCAGCUCCCUUAGAAAGGUGGCUGUGCCUCCCAACCCGUCGCACGAGAGUAAGAAGCUGGCGAUGAACAUGAUGUGGUUGAUUUGGCAGUGGGAGCAGUGGCGUGUCGAGGGCCGGCCGGGCUCACCGAUCAUGGGUCGCGACCCGUCCGAAUCGCCGACAACCAGGAAGAGGAAGCUGGAUGGCGGCAGCGGCGGCGGCGAUCAGCCGAUGUCCUCGCCACCCACCGUACGACAGGCUGCACCGGUGAAUGAGUACCAGAUUCCCCCGGUCUUGCGGCAAAAGAUGAUCAAGUAUCUCGUUGAAUUCAUUGCCCAGCUCAACGAACGAUACCAGCUUCCCUCGGCCAAGCCCCGAGAACACAGCACGCCCUCCUUGCCCCUGCCUCCGCAAAGCACAGAAUUGUGCAAGAGGGCCAUGACUUUGCUCUACAACUUGGUGCAGCCCCAGUACUGGGGCGACUUGGAGCUUGAUCUGUUUCCAAAUGUCACCGACGUCAUCCUGGGCAGCGACAAGACGCAGGUCAUCCUCACUGCCGAUCCAACCGACAAGGAAAAGUACGACGAGAAGUUUCUCACAAACAUUAUCAACACGCUGCAAGUUGUGCGCAUUGUUCUCAAUUUCAAGUCGGAUGAGUGGGUGCAAAAGAAUGUCGCCGCCGUGCAAAAGGUGCUGGAAAAGUGCCUCAAAUGCGAGAACCCAGAGAUUCAAGAUUGCCUGCAUCUCGCGGACAAGGAGUACGACGAUGGCCGCGAUCUCAAGUCCAUCGUCAAGCGAGUGCUCGACGCGGUGCCCGAGGACACCCCCAUGGAAGACGCGGACGCCGAUGGCGAGCCCGAAGUGCAGACGUCGGAGAUUGUCUCGUACCUGUCCCAGGCGGCCACCGAGGCGAUGAACAGCAGCUCGUACAUUUCCGGCGUCAGCCUGCUCUGGUCCAUCGGCAACCGCAAGCCGGCCGUCAUUGACCAGCACAUUCCGUCGCUGAUGAAGGCCCUGCAGAGCAAGCACGCGCGGGAGCACGUCCAGCACUACAACGCGGCGGCCAGCCAGGCGGCCAGCCAGGGGAACCGCGGCCAGGACGGCAACUCACCGGCCGGCGAGAUGAGUGCGUACGAUCUGGAAAUCCAGACCAAGCUCAUGAUUAAGGAGAUUCAAACCGUGGCCCUGCGAAUGGAAACCCUGGGCGACAACAGGCGACCGUUUCUCAGCGUGCUCGCCACGCUCGUCGAAAAGUCGAUGCACAUUGAGCUCUGCACAGAAAUCCUGACCAUGGUGGAGGGAUGGGUAUUUCGGUCCGAGGGGACGUGGCCCACGCUCAAGGAAAAGACUGCUGUCUUGCAUAAGAUGCUCUCUUUUGAACACCGAAGCGAUCCCACCAUGCUGCAAAAGUUUCUGGACCUCGUCAUUCGCAUAUACGAAGACCCCAAGAUUACCCGGACCGAGCUGACGGUGCGGAUGGAGCACGCCUUUCUCAUUGGCACGCGGGCGACGGACGUCGAGAUGCGCAACCGCUUCAUGUCCAUCUUUGACAAGAGCUUGUCAAAGACUGCCAGCGUCCGGCUGUCCUACGUCUUGACCUCGCAGAACUGGGACACCCUGGCCGACUCGUACUGGCUGGCGCAGGCCUCGCAGCUCUUGCUGGGUGCCGUCGAGCAAAACACAAACAUCCAGCUUCACCACGACGACUUCAAGGUCAUCUCGGCCUCGCAGCUCGCCGUAGUGUAUCCCAGAGACAAGGACAGCAGGGAACCAAACUUGAUGCCCGACGACAAAUUUGAGGCGUUCAUGGCCGGCCACCGGCGUUUUGUGUCCGAGCUCGGCGACGUCAAGGUUCGAGACAUUGUCGAGCCACUGAUGCAGCUUCAGCAUGUCGACAACCAGCUGGCACACCAACUCUGGAUCACCAUCUUCCCCAUGUACUGGUCCGCCACCGUGCGGGACGAACGCGCGGACCUUGAGCGCGGCAUGGUGGCCCUCCUGACCAAGGACUACCACAGCCGUCAAAUCGACAAGCGGCCCAAUGUCGUGCAGUCGCUGGUGGAGGGAGCCGCCAAGACGUGGCCGGACUGCAGGCUGCCGCCUCACGUCCUGAAGUUUGAAGCCAAGACGUACGAUGCGUGGUACACGGCCCUGGUGCAGCUCGAGAACGCCGCCAUGAGACCGGAGAUUGAAUCCGCCACCGUCAGGGAGAGCAACCUGGACGCGCUGGUCGAGUUGUAUGCCUCGCUGCAAGAGGACGACUUGUUCUACGGCACGUGGCGACGUCGGUGCCAAUUCGUGGAGACGAACGCAGGGCUCUCCUAUGAGCAGAAUGGCAUGUGGGACAAGGCGCAGAAGCUCUACGAGAAUGCCCAAAUCAAGGCCCGCACGGGGGUCAUACCCUUUUCCCAGGCCGAGUACAUGCUCUGGGAGGACCACUGGGUGCUGUGCGCGCAGAAGCUGCAGCAGUGGGAGAUUCUGCAAGACUUUGCCAAGCACGAGAACUUCCAAGACCUGCUCCUCGAGUGUGCCUGGCGCAACACGGAGAUGUGGCAAGACGCCCAGCACCGCGAGGCGCUGGACAAUGUCAUCAAGGGGGUCAUGGACGCGCCCACUCCGCGACGGGCCUUCUUCCAGGCCUUCAUGUCCCUGCUCAAGUUCCACAACCAGCAAGAGAGCGGCAACGACUUUGCCAGGGUCUGCGACGAGGCCAUCCAGCUGUCGAUCCGCAAGUGGCAUCAGCUUCCCGAGCGGCUGACAAACGCGCACAUUCCACUGCUGCAAAACUUUCAGCAGCUCGUUGAGCUUCACGAUGCCAGCGUCAUUUGCCAGUCCCUGGCGAACACAAACUCGUCCAACCUGGACCUCAAGUCUGGAGAGCUCAAGCUGCUCCUGGGCGCGUGGCGCGACCGGCUGCCCAACGUCUGGGACGACAUCACCGCGUGGCAGGAUCUCGUCACCUGGCGGCAACACAUUUUCAGUCUCAUCAACCAGACGUACCUGCAGCUGCUCCCCCAGCAGGGCCAGCAGAAUGCCGGGGGCGCCUCUUCGUUUGCCUACCGGGGAUACCACGAGACGGCCUGGAUCAUCAACCGAUUCGCCCAUGUGGCGCGCAAGCACAGCCUCCCGGAAGUGUGCAUCAGCCAGCUUAGCCGCAUUUACACGCUGCCAAACAUAGAAAUUCAGGAAGCGUUUCUCAAGCUCAGAGAGCAGGCCAAGUGUCAUUACGAGAACCCCGAAGAGCUGUCGAGUGGCCUGGACGUGAUCAACAACACCAACUUGAACUACUUCAACCCUCAGCAAAAGGCUGAAUUCUACACCCUCAAGGGCAUGUUCCUGGAGAAGCUCAACCAAAAGGACGAGGCGGACAACGCGUACGGCACUGCGCUCUACUUUGACAUUGGUGCCCCCAAGGCGUGGGCGGAAUGGGGCUACUUCAACGACAGGAAAUUCAAGGAGGACCCGACCGACUUGAACGCGGCUCGACAGGCGCUGACUUCAUAUCUCCAGGCGGCCGGGAGCUACAAGAAUGCCAAGUCUCGCAAGCUGCUCGCUCGCAUUCUGUGGCUUCUUAGCCUGGACGACUCCAAGGGCACGAUUGCCAUGGGCUUUGACGACUUCAAGGGCGAGACGCCGGUGUGGUACUGGAUCACCUUUAUCCCGCAGCUGCUUACCGGACUGGGCCACAAGGAAGCACCCCGCGUGUACCAGAUUCUUGUUUCCAUUGCCAAGUCGUAUCCGCAGGCACUGUAUUUCCUGCUGCGCACGAACCGCGAGGACAUGAACAUCAUCAAGAAGAAUCAGGAGGCCAAGGAACGGGCUCGUCAACAGCGCGCUCACUCCAUGGCCUCCAAUGGCAAGGCGAAUUCGUCGUCUCCUCUGCAAACCAAGACCGAGCCGCCCAAGGCAGCCGCAGACGGAGGCGCCUCAUCCUCACGACCAGGCACAGCGACCGAGGGAGACGCUGCCGGACAAGUCAAGACGGAAGGCGGUGAUGCUGCCGCCUCUGCCGGCACGCCAGCCACGGCCAAUGCGUCCACGCCAACUCCCGCCACCGCUGCCGCCGCCCAGAAGCAGCCGGACCAGGCCACAUCGACCAACCCGAAUCACAAGAAGAUGCCCUGGGAACUCACCGAGGAAAUCAUGUCUGUCCUCAAGACGGCUUUCCCCCUGCUCGCCCUGUCGAUGGAGACCAUGGUGGAUCAGAUUCAAAAGCACUUCAAGUGCCCGCCAGACGAGGACGCCUACCGACUGAUUGUGGCCCUGCUCAACGAUGCCCUGACCUAUGUCAGCCGCACGCCGGCUUCGUUUGCCAAGAGCGUCAAGCUGCCCUCUGCGACCGAGACCAACAUUACGCGGUUUGCAGAGACGAUUCUGCCAAACCACAUCAAGAAGUCGUUUGAGGCCGACUUUGUGGACGUCAAGCCAACAAUGUACGAAUACAUCCACAAACUGCGCCGCUGGCGUACCAAGUUUGAAGAGAAGCUAGAUCGUCGCGUCGCCCACACACCCCUCGAGUCCUUUUCUCCACACCUGAGCGAAUUCCGAUAUCAAAAGUUUGACGAGGUGGAGAUCCCCGGCCAGUACCUGCAGCACAAGGAUAAGAAUCAGGAUUUCAUCCGCAUAGAGAGGUUCUUGCCAAACGUGGACUUGGUCCGCUCGUACAGCACGUCGUACCGCCGCCUCAAGAUGCGCGGCCACGACGGCAGCGUGCACUCGUGGGCGGUGCAGCACCCGGCGGCGCGCCAUUGCAGACGCGAGGAGAGGAUUCUGCAACUGUUUAGACAUCUCAACCAGACCCUAGGACGGAAAAAGGAGAGCCGCCGCCGAGACUUGCAGUUCACUCUGCCGCUGAUGGUUCCUCUUGCCCCCCACAUAAGAAUUGUCCAAGAGGACACCUCGUAUGUCACGCUGCAGGCAGUCUACGAAGAUCACUGUCGCCGCAUGGGCUUUUCCAAGGAUGACCCGGUCCUGUUCACGCUUGAGAAGUUGCGUGGUGUGCUUGAGAGCAAGAGCCAGGGCAAACCCGAGCUGACUCCGCCAGCAAGGCUGGAAGUGUUCAACGCCGUUCAGGAGAAGUGGGUGCCGUCUACGGUCGCGCUGGAAUACUUUCAGCAGGUGUUCCCGCAGUUUGCAGAGUUCUGGCUCUUCCGGAGGCAAUUCUCAUAUCAGCUCGCGGCCCUCACGUUUAUGACGUACAUUUUGUACAUGCACAACCGGUACCCUGCCAAGAUCAACAUCGCACGGGGCUCAGGCAACAUUUGGGGAUCGGAGCUCAUGUCGUUCAUGAGCGCCUCCAAGCCCUUCUUCCACAACCCGGAGCCGGUCCCGUUCCGCCUGACACCCAACCUGCAGGUUCUCAUGGGUCCGUUGGCGACUGAGGGCAUCUAUGCCUGCUCGCUGAUGGCCAUUGCUCGCUGCCUCACGGAGCCAGAACAUGAGCUGGAGCAUGCACUCACGCUCUUUGUGCGAGACGAAAUGAUUUUCUGGCUCACGAGCAGCCACCGAAACGGGAUCAGUGAAAGCCAGCUACGCGACUCUGUCCAGGUUAACAGCGACUCGAUUGUCAAGAGGGCGGCCAGCUUGGCUCACAAUCCAUCCGGCAACUUGCCGGCGAACCAGACGGUGAUUGAUGCCAUUGCCAAGGCUGUCAACCCAAUGAACCUGGCGCAGUGCGAUGCUCUGUGGAUGCCGUACCUUUAA